This is a messenger RNA of Colletotrichum higginsianum IMI 349063, 267 nucleotides long. RefSeq lists its product as uncharacterized. The transcript is spliced from 2 exons. The coding region runs from base 1 to 267 and encodes 88 amino acids. The record is from RefSeq and is a predicted model, not a curated record. NCBI's taxonomy places the organism in Eukaryota, Fungi, Ascomycota, Sordariomycetes, Glomerellales, Glomerellaceae.
AUGCAGUCUUCCUGUCUUUAUAUGUUUAUACAAAGUGCUAGACUUGAGCACCGGCUCCUAUACAUUUGUUUCUACCUACCUACGUUAGGCGGGCAAUGUUUUACACUCAGAGUUGGGAAUAAAAGGGUUAGAGCCAGCAACAUCGAUCGGUGUACUUUUAGGCUGCAGGUUUGCUUCGGACAUCAAGUAUUCAAUCGCUCUUUGGAAGGCUUGUUUCAUGCCCUGCAUGACGACACGCCGGUGUUUUUCCAUCUGAACAUAGAAUGA